AACUAUUGAUAGCGAAGAGCAAAGAAAGAGGAAAAGGUGUUCUCUGACAUGGGGAGGAAGAAGGAAGUGUAUUUCGAUGAGGGAGCGCCGGAUGAUUUCGAUCCGAAGAAUCCCUACAAGGAUCCGGUGGCGAUGCUGGAGAUGAGAGAAUACCUCGUUAGAGAAAAGUGGAUCGAUAUCGAAAAGGCGAAGGUCCUUCGCGAGAAGCUAAGGUGGUGUUAUCGCAUUGAAGGCGUUAAUCAUUACCAGAAGUGCCGCCAUCUCGUCCAUCAAUACCUUGAUGCCACUCGCGGCAUCGGGUGGGGCAAGGAUCAUCGUCCCCCGUCUCUUCACGGUCCCAAGGUUGUGGCUGAAAGAACUGGAUGAGUACAAUUCGAGGUGAUCUUCGAAUCUGUUACAUGGGAGAUAUAUCAUCCAAAUUCCUGAAAUAAUGCUACCUUUUCUAACUAACUUUAUAAUGUGAAGAAUUUUAUAGGUUUUCAAUCUAUUGGUGCCUGCAAGCACCUUGAUUGGAUGUUUCUAAUUAUAUUGACAUUAAUAUUGUGAAUUUUUCCAUUUGCCCUGUGGUUGAUUAUUUUUUAAGUUUGAUUGAAAAGAUGAGGAGCUCUAUCAGAUUGAAGGAUUUAAUAAACUUAUUGACUA
Impatiens glandulifera is the source of this 642-nucleotide messenger RNA. RefSeq names its product NADH dehydrogenase [ubiquinone] 1 beta subcomplex subunit 10-A-like. The transcript is spliced from 4 exons. The record is from RefSeq and is a predicted model, not a curated record. Lineage: Eukaryota; Viridiplantae; Streptophyta; Magnoliopsida; Ericales; Balsaminaceae. Bases 49 to 366 code for a protein of 105 amino acids.